Branchiostoma floridae (Florida lancelet) is the source of this 2770-nucleotide messenger RNA. Its product is annotated as nuclear inhibitor of protein phosphatase 1-like. Gene Ontology annotation, molecular function: protein serine/threonine phosphatase inhibitor activity; mRNA binding; protein binding. The record is from RefSeq and is a predicted model, not a curated record. The coding region runs from base 97 to 1176 and encodes 359 amino acids. Gene Ontology annotation, cellular component: nuclear speck. Lineage: Eukaryota; Metazoa; Chordata; Leptocardii; Amphioxiformes; Branchiostomatidae. The transcript is spliced from 7 exons.
CAGUACCUUUUGUUCUGACAUGAUAUGCUUAUGUUGACUACAUGAGGGAAAGUGUCAUUGCCGUCGUUGCGUUUGUAAUUAGGUUCACUGAGCAAAAUGGCGUCGGAAAAAAGCCAGAAACGAGAGAAGCAGCAGAGUAGAGCGGAGCCCGACCCUCUUCUGCCUCCACCUUUCGAUGUGCCGUCCUGGGCUGGGAAACCUCCAGCAGGGCUCCACUUAGAUGUCAUCAAAGGAGACAAGAUGAUAGAGAAACUGAUCAUUGACGAGAAGAAGUACUACCUUUUCGGGAGGAACUCCAAGAUGUGUGACUUCUGUAUUGAUCACCAGUCCUGCUCCAGAUGCCAUGCAGCCUUGGUCUGGCACAAGCACCUCAACAGAGCUUUUCUCAUAGACUUGAACAGCACACACGGUACCCACAUUGGUAACAUCCGCCUGGAGCCAAGCAAACCCCAGCAAGUUCCCCUGGACUCUGUCCUGAGGUUUGGAGCCUCCACUCGGACCUACGUCCUGCGUGAGAAGCCACAGACAGUCACUACUGUAAAGUCAGACGACACAGAAACAGUUGGAGAGGAAGAGAUUUCCACAGGAUUGCUGGGGCUACCGGAAGAGGAGACGGAAUUGGAUAACUUGACAGAAUUCAACACAGCCCAUAACAAGAGAAUCACAGUAUACAGUGUGGAAGAGCCCAACCUAGAAGUCACUCCCUCUCCCAUCAAGAGAAAGAGAAAAAGCAUGCAGUCAGUCAGAUUCAUGGAUGAUGAAGAGGUUAUUAACCCAGAGGACGUUGACCCCAGUGUGGGCAGGUUCAGAAACUUGGUAUCCACAGAGGUUAUUCCAGUCAAGAAAAGGAAAGCAGAAGACAUCCCCACUUCACCAGAUUCCAUGGCCAAACGUAUGCAGCAAUUCUACACACCAGGUUUGUACAGUGAUCUGUCAUCCUCGGGUGAUGCACACACUCCUACAUCUCCAACAGCUGGGAUGAUCGGUUCCUCUGUCUUCAGCGGAUUCAGACCAAACUUGGCACCAGAAGUUGACUUGACACCUGUGCCUGAACUUCCCGCUACCCACCAUGCCACAGUUAUCAGUACAGAAGUCUCAUCCUCUGAACCAAAGAAAAAGAAAUAUGCGAAGGAAGCUUGGCCAGGAAAGAAGCCCACACCUUCACUACUGGUUUAGGAGAGGUCUAUGGUUUCUUCAGUUCAGCACUUUCUGUUUUUCAUUUUGUAUUCAAAAUACUGCUGGUUGUGCUGACAACUAUGCAGGCACCUGAAUUGUCUUUCUUUUGCCAUCGUUUUGUUUCAUGCACAAGGAGCUAUCAGGAAGAAACCAUUUCCAUUUGUGGGGGUGAGCUGUUGUUGAUUUGCCAAGUGAUAUUCCUGUGGAGCUUUUCCCAAGUGAGGAUGUCAAGAAUAAGAAGGCAAAAAUCAUGACCCAGGAAUUCACAGUCUGGUGCCAGCAGAUGAGAGGCUCAACACUGAAAUUUGGACUGCAGUACAGACUAAAGGCAUUGUGACAGACUCCUUCAAGAUUUAUAGAAGAUUUAUAUGUAAACAUGUACCUAUAGCCCAGAGACAUUGGACAUGUGAUAACUGUGAUAUCUAACUGUGGUGUUACAUACUUCAUUUGGCAGCUCUGCCCUGAAGUGUGAUUGACAGAUACUAGUAACCUGCUAGUCAUAAGUGUAAAUGGUAAAUAAAUUUGCAGUUUUUGUAGACAUCACUAUUUUCCAAUGUGUCCUAUUGACAAUGACUCAAAUAAAAAAAAAUACUACUAGUAGCAAUAUUGGGUUCAGGUGUGACUAUGAAGGGGUACUUGUAGUACAUUAUUCCAAAAGUUUGUAUCGUAAGGAUCUCUAUUGUAUGAAACAAUAUUAAAAGACUGUGAAAACAUGUAUGGGGCCAGUCCUCUGAUAAGAUCCUUGGAUGUGUGGGACAGCAUAAAUCACCAAAUUAUCAUGUAGACAUCCUUUGUGUUUAAAGGUCAUUCUCUUAUUCCAAUUCAUCAGAUUAUGAAUGGAUUACUUUGUUGCCUAUGUGAUUGAGCCAUUCAGUACAACUGAACAGAAUGUACAUGCAAGCACAACAAAUUCCUGUACUCCAUGAUGCCUGAAAUUUUGGUCCUCUUAAGAUCCUGGGUUCCAGACUAAACCAUUCCCUUGUGACUGUCAAUUUAAUGCACAUGUAUGAUGUAGUAUAUCUGUAUGAAUCCUAACAGAUCCUAAAUCUUACAUAGUCCAUUUUUUAACGAUUGCAUUCUGUCUGCAGCACAACUUAACAUAUGUUUCUAGUUUUUGCAAAGAAAUAUUUUAUGUCAGUUCCUGACAUUAACUGGUAGAAACACCUAUAAGAAUGAAGUUAUUUAGGCACAAAGUAUGUUGGAGCAUGGGACAGGUAUAUUAUGCUUCAUCUUUCAUCAAAGGGAAAUAAAAUGUUUUUGUGUCAACCCAGUAUUUUCAUCCUGGACCCAAGGUGUGUAAGAUGUAAAUGAUACUCUGAGUAAAUGGUUACUCUGACAUGUGCUACAUGUAAUUUUAUAAGCCCAGCUUCGGAGAAUACAAAUUGUUGCAAAUUUGUAGCAGUUCUCAUAUUGUGAUUCAAUCGACCAGUUAGAUUUAGGACUUCUUAGAUUCAAUAUCAAGAACCAAAAGAUAUACUGUACUGUGUUGUAACUUGCUCUUCUGUCAACGUUUGUGCCACCCUUCUUAUGAUAUCUACAUUUCAUACUAUUAUAAGUGUUACUCUUAAAAUAAAACAUGUUCCACUCUUGUAAA